AGCGGCGGCGGCCGGGGAGGGCGCGGGCCCCGCUUAAAGGGCCAGUGAGCGGGCGCGGAAGUGGUGAGGAGCUUAUCGACUACCAGCCCGGCGCUGCCCAGGGGCUCGGCCGGGAGCCCCCCCGUCCGGACGGGGGGCCGGGGGCCCAGCGGCGGCAUGGAGCAGGCAGCGCCCAAGAGCAAACUGAAAAAGCUAAGUGAAGAUAGUUUAACUAAGCAGCCUGAAGAAGUCUUUGAUGUUCUGGAGAAACUUGGUGAAGGGUCUUAUGGUAGCGUGUUUAAAGCAAUACACAAAGAGUCUGGACAAGUUGUAGCAAUUAAACAGGUCCCUGUGGAGUCAGAUCUUCAAGAAAUAAUUAAGGAAAUCUCUAUAAUGCAACAAUGUGACAGUCCCUAUGUUGUCAAAUACUAUGGCAGCUACUUUAAGAACACAGAUCUAUGGAUUGUAAUGGAGUAUUGUGGAGCUGGCUCUGUUUCGGACAUAAUUAGACUUCGUAAUAAAACGCUAACAGAAGAUGAAAUUGCAACUAUUCUGAAAUCUACUCUUAAAGGACUUGAAUACUUGCACUUUAUGAGAAAAAUACAUAGAGAUAUAAAAGCUGGAAACAUCCUCCUUAACACUGAGGGACAUGCAAAAUUAGCUGAUUUUGGUGUGGCUGGCCAGUUAACAGAUACAAUGGCAAAACGUAACACUGUUAUAGGAACUCCGUUUUGGAUGGCUCCUGAAGUAAUACAAGAGAUUGGCUAUAACUGCGUGGCAGACAUCUGGUCCCUUGGUAUCACCUCCAUAGAAAUGGCUGAAGGAAAGCCUCCCUAUGCUGAUAUUCAUCCAAUGAGGGCUAUUUUUAUGAUUCCUACAAAUCCCCCUCCAACCUUCCGGAAGCCAGAGCUCUGGUCUGAUGAAUUCACAGAUUUUGUGAAGAAAUGCUUAGUGAAAAAUCCUGAACAAAGAGCUACAGCAACACAGCUGCUACAGCAUACAUUUAUUAAGAAUGCCAAGCCAGUUUCAAUUUUAAGAGACCUGAUCACUGAAGCUAUGGAGAUAAAGGCAAAACGACAUGAAGAACAGCAGAGAGAACUAGAAGAGGAGGAAGAAAAUUCGGAUGAAGAUGAGCUAGACUCUCACACCAUGGUGAAGACCAGUUCAGAGAGCGCUGGUACCAUGAGGGCCACAAGCACGAUGAGUGAAGGUGCUCAGACAAUGAUUGAGCACAACAGUACUAUGUUAGAAUCAGACUUGGGGACCAUGGUAAUAAAUAGUGAUGAUGAUGAAGAGGAAGACGGGACCAUGAAAAGAAACGCUACUUCCCCACAAGUUCAAAGACCUUCUUUCAUGGACUACUUUGAUAAACAAGAUUCCAAGAAUAAAAGCCCGGAAAACUGUAACCAGAACAUGCACGAACCUUACCACAUAUCCAAAAACGUUUUCCCUGAUAACUGGAAAGUCCCUCAAGAUGGAGACUUUGAUUUCUUAAAGAAUCUGAGUUUAGAAGAAUUACAGAUGCGAUUAAAGGCUUUGGACCCUAUGAUGGAGCGAGAAAUUGAGGAGCUUCGUCAGAGGUACACUGCAAAGAGGCAACCUAUCCUAGAUGCAAUGGAUGCAAAGAAACGGAGGCAACAGAAUUUCUGAGUUUGUUUUACUUUCAGAAAUAAUACUACAAGUCAGCAUGGACACUGGUAACUUUGUAAGUUUGAAGGAAUUUGAUUAUGAGAGUUUUCAAAAAGCCAGUCUUCUGAAUUUUCCUUCACAAGCAAUGACAAUUGGAGAAAGACCAUACAUGUGGUGUUCUGCAAAGGCAGCAAAACCUGUUUAUAUUUUCAAAUGUUUAAUGUAAUAGAAGUUAAUCUGUUACUUUCUAGUCUUUUCAGGUGUAUAGUGGUAACCUGGUGUUGUACAGUAGGAGUUGUGUUUUGGAGCACCUGGAACGAUUUUUUAAUUGUGCAACACUACAGAGCCUUCUGUUGCAAUAUAUUUUCCGCCCACUUAGUAGCAUAUUUAUUAUGUAAUCUUUGGUUAUCCUAUUUAUUUUUGCCUGUUUUCUUUUUUAUUAGGAAGUAUUAGGAUAAUAUUGUGGAGAGCAGAGCCAGAUUAUAUAAAAUUGGUGUUGUAGUAUAAUGAAAAGAGGCUCACCACUGUAUUAUCUUUUAAAACUUCAGUUUCAGCAAGCAUCCUAGUUCAGGACAGCACUUGAACAUAUUCAUCAAGCCCAUUCAUAUCAGUAGGUUUUAAGCAUAAAAAAAGUAAUAAGUAGCCACACAUUCUUCUGCUCUCCUGAACCAGGAACUGUGCUGUAGUUGAGCAAUGCAGUUGUUACGCCACAGAGCAUUCUUUCAGAGAGUAUUUUUGCCAUUUUUAUGCACACUGAAUGAUCCCUCAUUAAACAAGAAAACAAGUGCCUAAUCAGUUUUGAUUUUUCUUUAUUCAGGAGGAGCAAUACUUGCAGUCACUUCUUCAGUGCAAAUUUCCAAUUGCUAUUGCAAUUCUGACCAGUAUAACCUCUAUUUUGCACCGUAGUUUUAUAAUGAAGUAACAGCUACACUUUAUGAAUAUGUUUUUUGGUUUGUUUAAUUGUUUGUCACUGUUAGAGGGGAGAGGGGAGUUAUUAGUGUUUUGGGAUUGGUUUGGUUUCACAUUAUAUAUACAAAGGGAUGGUAAUUUAAAAGCCAAAGAACAAAGUCUUGUAGUUCUCUGAGGGUUUUGUCCUGCAGUCAGUAAACAUUCAAAAUUCCUGUAGUCUUCUGUGGUAGAUUUUGGGGAAUCAGGAUUUCAGGACCAAGCUCUCAACAUCUUUUUAGAAGUUCUCUCUGGUUUCUAUUGUGGGAUAAUUAGUUGGUAGAAUUUACAACAUUGCAAGAAAUAUUUCAGACUUAGCUGAAAAUGUGAUCCACUUUCUGAACAAUCUGCUGUCUUCUCUAUUGAUACCUUUACUAUUGUUGCCUUUUCUGUAAAUAACUUUACUGUGAUAGUCAUCCUUCUAUAAGCAAUACAGCUGAAAAGAUCUUUACAUUCAACCUUCAGCUGUUAAACUUUUAAUGGUGACUACUGUGCGGGCAUCUUCUGUUAAAUGUUUUCUGGAAGUUAGUAAUCAUCUCAUACCUCUUAACAUUUCCUGUCAUCAUAUGUGGACGAUUUAGAUGGAGCAGUGUGGAUUUUGGUAGCAGUGCAUUGCAUUGUAAAGCUUAUGCAAAAGCAGAACAAAGGCUUUUAUAAGCUCAGCAUGCUGCAGCUGUGCUAGGACCAGGCCUUGGGUUUGAGCUGUGCACAGCCAUUGUUGUCAUUGUCAUUCUGUAUGUGUGUCUGCGUGCACGCCAUGCUCUGACAUGUAAACCCUAGAGUCAAAUACAUUUUAAUUGUGGUUGUUAGAACAUCCUUACCCUCAGCUCUCUUCAUAUUUCUUAAAAUAAUGACCAGUCUUUAUGAAAUAGCAAGAACACAGAAGAUCCAUAAAAAUUACUUUAGGCAAGAUAAAAUACACCUGGAAGUCUUCUUCCUCACAUUUAUACAACAAAAUGAUGUAAACUAAGAAAUGGUAUCAUCACAUCACCGUAUCAUUAGAUUAUAAUCAUAAUGUGGCAAAAAAAAAAUAACAGCACCGACACCCCCAUUAGUAUGAUUCUUAUUUCUUUAAAAUUAAUUUCUAAUUAUUAAACUUUUAUAAUCUCAAAACCUCAAAGGUUUGUGUGCAUAUAUGUAUUUGUGAAGGUAUAUGCACAUAUAUGUAUAUCUUUAAAUAAGAAAAAAUAUAGAACAGAUUUAAACCAUCAGGAGAGGAACCUAGCUUGCCUUUUCUUGAUGUGCCUUUUAAGCAGUGUCGUUGUCCAGACACUCUUGCUUGCAUCAUUAGCAGCUUCCUUUUCCCUUUCUCUCUUAAACGUUUCCCACCAAAAAUGAGACUUUGAUGUAGAAUAAUGUGGCUUUAUGUUGUAAUAGACGAUGUAAUAAAAUUAUUACAGUUUUCAUAUUCUAUGUAUUCUAAAAACUUGAGUAAUGCAGUGCAUUAAAUAUGAAUUGCCUAUCCAGAGGGACUCCAGUAAAAAGCAGUCUUAGACUACAGCUGUUGCAGUCUGACAUCUGAAAGGUGUCGGAAGAUAAAGGACAUCUUUUCUACACUCCUGAUCCUGCCUGCACAGAAACAACUCAGAUUUUGUGCACAUGGGUGCACACAGGCAUGGAUUGUAUGUGCAGGAGAAAAUUCUGAAAGCUAUGGGAUAAAAUGAAAAUGGAAACAACCUACUUAAAAUGAAUGAAAAAUAGCUUCUGAGAUACAGUAAACUGGCUAUAGUUUAAACUGGGAUGGUUGUGACCAAAGAAUACUUCCACUAAUUAAUACGGAAUUAGUAGUGUUGCCCUUCUGAUGUGGUGUGUGGUGCAGUCAUUGUAAGGGCUGCCUUUGGCUUCAGAAGCCAGAGUGUCAGGCUCUAAACUGUGCACAAGUGUAACAUAUAGAAAAAGGUUUUAUAGUAGGAGCUGGAUACAAGUUGUUUUUUUCUUUCUUCUGUUUAUAUAAAUGAAUCAAAUCAUCCAUGUUGAUGACUACACAUCUCUGCUGGAGGAUGAGCAUCUCUGUACAGGAAAGCUGAUAGCACAAUAACUAAGACAUUUUAAAAGCAAGCCUUGCAGGAAAUCUGAUAGAACUACUGACAAAUUAAACCUUCAGUAUGAUUUUAACCAAGCAAUUUAUUGUUUGCUUCUGGCUUUGUAAGCUUAGAUUUAGUAAGUGGGGGGAAAAAAAAGAAAAGGAAAAAAAAAAAGAAAAAUUGAAAAAUCAUUACUUAUUACUGAACGUUUGUAAUAAAAGCUAAUUUUUCAUGUGUAA
Messenger RNA from Apus apus (common swift), 4816 nucleotides. It is a transcript of the gene STK3, whose product is annotated as serine/threonine kinase 3. Gene Ontology annotation, molecular function: ATP binding; protein serine/threonine kinase activity. The record is from RefSeq and is a predicted model, not a curated record. Gene Ontology annotation, cellular component: cytoplasm. Gene Ontology annotation, biological process: regulation of MAPK cascade; protein tetramerization; intracellular signal transduction. The transcript has 11 exons. NCBI's taxonomy places the organism in Eukaryota, Metazoa, Chordata, Aves, Apodiformes, Apodidae. Bases 157 to 1629 code for a protein of 490 amino acids.